Molecule: messenger RNA, 564 nt
Organism: Hevea brasiliensis (rubber tree)
Lineage: Eukaryota; Viridiplantae; Streptophyta; Magnoliopsida; Malpighiales; Euphorbiaceae
Product: gibberellin 2-beta-dioxygenase 8-like
Exons: 2
Coding region: 1-564 (187 amino acids)
Molecular function (GO): dioxygenase activity
Source: RefSeq, a predicted model, not a curated record
AUGUGUUCCACCAGGCUUCUGUUGGAAGAAUAUGGAAGGCACUCGGCUAGAAUUGCAACCACCGUAUUCCAAGCAAUGGCCAAAAGCCUCAAUCUAAAUCCCGAGCAAUCCAAGCCUUAUUUGUCAGAAUCCACUGGAUUUAUACGUGUUUAUCGAUACCCUCUGUGCUCUAUGGCUAAUGAGACAUGGGGGAUGGAAGCUCACACAGACAGCUCAGUACUUUCCAUAAUGAACCAGGAGCAAGUUGGUGGAUUUGAACUUCUCAAGGAUGAUAAAUGGCUCCAGGUUGAGCCCAUUCCUGAUGCGUUAAUUCUCAACCUUGGAGAUAUGAUGCAGGCCAUAAGCAAUGAUGGAUAUAAGAGUGUUAAACACAGAGUGAAGCCAAACAAAUAUGGGGAGCGAUACUCAAUAUGCUACUUCGUUUUCCCAGCUGAAGGGAGUGUGAUACAAAGCCCAAAGUACAAGCCUUUCACUUACAGUGAUUUCCAGGCACAAGUGCAGCAAGAUAUAAAGACGAUGGGGUUCAAGAUUGGGCUUGACAGGUUCAAGUUCAAGCAAGUUUAA